Molecule: messenger RNA, 1539 nt
Organism: Kuraishia capsulata CBS 1993
Lineage: Eukaryota; Fungi; Ascomycota; Pichiomycetes; Pichiales; Pichiaceae
Exons: 1
Coding region: 1-1539 (512 amino acids)
Biological process (GO): transmembrane transport
Cellular component (GO): membrane
Molecular function (GO): transmembrane transporter activity
Source: RefSeq, a predicted model, not a curated record
AUGUCUUCGGAGGAGAACUUGAAAGCGCCUAUCGAGGUGACGACCAAGGGCCUGGAGAAUGUGCUUUCCCAGGAAGAGGUCAAAGAGGUGGAUCGGGCUUUCAUGCUCGGUCUCGAGACAGAGGGUUUGGUCCUGGAUCCUGCCAAGGAGAAGAAAUUGGUUCGCAAAAUCGACUUCUACAUUCUGCCCAUGAUGUGCAUUUUGAUGUCGUGCCAACUUAUGGAUAAGUCCACCAACUCGUACGCUUCCAUCAUUGGUCUGAGAACCGAUCUGGAAAUGACCUCAAAGGAGUACUCCUGGGUGGGAAGUUCCUUUUACCUUGGAUAUGUUUUUUUCGAGUAUCCGGCAAACAUUCUGCUCCAGAAGUUUCCGAUCUCGAAGGUGUUGUCGUGUGCUAUUGUUGCCUGGGGUGUCGUCAUCUGCUGCCAUGGUGCAUGCCACUCGGCAGUAACCUUUCUUCUUUGCCGUGUCCUCCUGGGGAUGCUUGAAUCCUUCAUGGACCCUACUUACAUGAUCAUGACCUCGCAAUGGUACAAGAAAGAGGAGAUGUAUAUCAGGUGCGGAGUCUGGCUGGGCUUCCAGGGUUUUGGAACCAUGUUGGGAUCUGGUAUCGCAUAUGGUUUCUAUCAACACCUCGAUGCAUACUCCCUGGCUCCCUGGAGACUUUUGUACAUUGUGACUGGUGUCAUCACCAUUACCUUUGGUCUGAUCUCUUUUGUUCAUAUUCCAGAUAUUCCCGUCAAAGCCUGGUUCCUGAACGACGAAGAGAAGCUAUAUGCCGUUGAGAGAAUCAGAAAGAACAGAACUGGUUUCGGAAAUCCAACCUACAAACCCAGUCAGCUCAAGGAGGCUUUCACAGAUAUCACCACAUAUUUGUACUUUUUCUUCAUGUUUGGCUAUGGUAUUCCUAACGGUGGAAUUGGUAACUUCGGCUCCAUCCUUCUGAAGGAACAGUUCGGAUUCACCACAGGAUCUGCAUUGUUGAUGAACAUGGUGGGAUCCGGUAUUGAUAUUGUUUUCCCAGUGGCUUUUGCUUACUUGGACAGAUACUUCAUCCGCUCACGCUUGAUCACAGGUUGUGGUAUCAACUGUUCCAUCUUCAUUGGCCUGUGUCUUCUUGCGUUUGCUGAGCCCAAGGCAGCGAAGAUCAUUGGUUAUUACCUGACAUAUCUGACUACUGCCUCAUGGGCAUGUAUGAGUUCGGUUGUUUCUUCGAAUGUGGCUGGCCACACGAAGAAACUUGCUGCAAACACAUGUUUUCUGAUUGGUUUCGCUGCUGGAAACAUUAUUGGACCACAGUCUUUCCUUGGAUCUGAGGCUCCAGUUUACAUUACAGCUAAGAGAACCAUGGUCGGCUGUUACGUAAUUUCUGCCAUUGUUCCAGCAAUUCUUUAUUUCAUCUAUACCAGAAGAAACAAAAAGAAGGAUAGUCUCCAGGCCGAAAUCAAUGCUCUCGUUGCUGAGGACGAGCAAGACAUCAAGACGUUUUUCGGUGAUCUGACCGACAAAGAAAAUCCAAACUUCAGGUAUAUGUUGUGA